AUGGAAGGAACAAUCCGGUGCCCGGCCAACUACGUCCCGCUUACUCCGAUCAGCUUCCUCAACAGAGCCGCCUUAGUCUUUGGCCACAGAACCUCCGUCAUCUAUGGUGAUAUUCAGUACACGUGGCAGCAGACUCGUGACCGUUGCGUCCGCCUCGCCUCUUCUCUCUCCGACAUCGGUCUCUCCCGCCACGACGUGGUAGCUGCAUUGGGACCAAACGUUCCUGCGAUAUGUGAGCUGCAUUUCGGAGCUCCGAUGGCUGGAGCCGUACUUUGCGUGUUGAACACGCAUUACGAUCCUCAGAUGCUUGCGAUGGCGCUAGAGAAAACCAAACCAAAAGUCUUCUUCGUCGACUCUGAAUUCAUCUCCCUAGCUGAAGAAUCUCUCAACCUCCUCACCGAGGAACAACGUCCUCUCAUCAUCACAAUCACAGAAAAUCCAACCGAGAAAUCAAACUACAUGCAGUACGAAGAUUUUCUCUCCUCCGGAAACCCUAACUUCGAACCGAAACGACCUCUCGACGAAUGCGAUCCAAUCGCGCUCAACUUCACGUCGGGAACAACAUCGACCCCCAAAUGCGUCGUCUAUAGCCACCGCGGCGCGUAUCUCAACGCAACCGCUGUUGGUGUUAUCAACGAGAUGAGACCAAUGCCGGUUUAUCUAUGGACAGUUCCGAUGUAUCAUUGUAGCGGUUGGUGUUCUGUUUGGACAGUCGCGGCUUUUGGUGGAGUCAACGUCUGUCUAAGGGAAGUCAACGACAAAGUUAUAUUUGAUAGUGUCGUGAAGCACAAGGUAACUGAUUUUGGUGGCUCGCCUGCGCUUCUCAACAUGAUCGCCAAUGCACGAGACUUGGUCAAGAAGUCUUUCCCGUGGACCGUUCAGGUUAUGACCGGCGGUUCCCCGCCGCCUCCUGAGAUUAUUUCGAGACUCGGGAAACUAGGGUUUAGGGUGAUGACAGCUUUCGGGAGCACAGAAGUGUAUGGAGCAGGAGCAGCAUGUUUAUGGAUGCCUGAAUGGGAGACUCUACCUGAGGAAGAGAGUUUGAGGCUCAAGGCAAGACACGUCAACCAUUUUGCUAUGGAAGCCGUGGAUGUGAUGGACCCAAACACCAUGAAACCGGUUCCACACGAUGGAAAGACGAUCGGGGAGAUUGUUCUUAAAGGAAACACCGUCAUGAGCGGUUACUUCAGUGACAAGGAAGCCACGGAGGCGGCUUUUAAAGGCGGAUGGUUUUGGAGUCGCGACAUGGCUGUCAUAGAUCCUGAUGGGUACAUACAUGUGAAAGAUAGGUCACAAGAUGUAAUAAUAUGCGGCGGAGAAAUCGUGGGGUCUACGGAGAUCGAAGGGCUUCUGUAUAGUCACCCGGCGGUUUAUGAAGCAGCGGUGGUUGGACGACCGGACGAAGCUUUAGGAGAGUCGGUGUGUGCUUUCGUGAAGCUCAAGGAAGGAGCUGAAGCGAAAGAGGGAGAGAUCAUUGAGUUUUGUGAGAGAAAGCUUGGGAACAAGAACAAGAAGAUGGUUCCAAAGACAGUUGUCUUCUCGGAUCUUCCUAAGACUUCUACUGGGAAGACUCAGAAGAAUGUUCUGAAAAUGAUGGCUAAGAAUAUGGGCCAUGUGCCUAUGUUCAGUAGCAAGCAGUGA
Molecule: messenger RNA, 1641 nt
Organism: Microthlaspi erraticum
Lineage: Eukaryota; Viridiplantae; Streptophyta; Magnoliopsida; Brassicales; Brassicaceae
Source: the annotation of a GenBank genome assembly